AUGCUGCGCCGCCUCCGCCGCGGCCGCUCCCCGGCCCCGCUCUCCCUGUCCCCCCUCUCGGCCUCGCUGCUCUCCCUGUACCGCUCCAAGCUGCUCCCGGCCGAGGAGCUGCUGGCGCGGGCGGGGCUGCGCUGGCCCCCGCUGGGCGCCGCCGAUUUCCAGGCCAAGCCCAUGGUGCUGCUGCUGGGCCCGAGCUGCAGCGGGAAGAGCUCCCUGCUGCGGUACCUGCUGGAGGAGCCGGUGCCCGGCGCCAGCCUGGGCCCCGAGCCCAGCCCCGAUGGCUUUGUGGCCGUGAUGCACGGGCGGGAACCGGGGCUGAUCCCGGGAAACGCCCUGGUGCUGGAUGGCAGCAAACCCUUCCGGCAGCUGGAGGCCUUCGGGAGCGGCUUCCUCAACCGGUUCGUUUGUGCCACCCUGAACAAUCCGGUGCUGGAGAGCAUCACCCUGAUCGACACCCCCGGGAUCCUGGCGGGGCCCAAGCACAGGGUCUGCAGGGGCUACGACUUCCCGGCCGUGCUGCGCUGGUUCGCCGAGCGCUCGGCCCUGGUGAUCCUGCUCUUCGAGGCGCACAAGCUGGAGGUGUCGGGCGAGCUGGCGGCGGCGCUGGCGGCGCUGCGCGGCCACGAGGAGAAGCUGCGCGUGGUGCUCAACAAGGCCGACGCCGUGGGCGCGCAGCAGCUGCUCCGGGUGUACGGGGCGCUGCUCUGGGGGCUGGGCCGCGCCCUGGAGGCGCCCGAGGUGCCGCGGGUGUUCGUGGGCUCCUUCUGGGACCGGCCCCUGCUGCAGGACGGCCACCGGCGCCUCUUCGAGGCCGAGGAGCAGGCGCUGUUCGGGGAGAUCCGCGAGCUGCCGCGCCACGCCGCGCGCCGCAAGCUCAACGAGCUGGUCAAGCGGGCCAGGAUGGUGCAGAUCCAGGCGCUGUUGCUGCGGCGGCUGCGGGAGGAGCUGGGGGCGCUGCCCGGGGCGCUGCCCGGGGCCCGCAGGAAGCGCCUGGAGCAGCGGCUGCCGGCGCUGCUGGCGCGGAUCCAGAGCGAGCAGCGCGUCCCGCCCGGGGAGCUGCCGGAGCCCGGCGCCAUCCAG
This is a messenger RNA of Zonotrichia leucophrys gambelii, 1080 nucleotides long. Its product is annotated as EH domain-containing protein 2-like. The annotation marks the transcript as partial. Gene Ontology annotation, molecular function: cadherin binding; GTP binding. Gene Ontology annotation, cellular component: recycling endosome membrane; early endosome; plasma membrane. The transcript has 4 exons. NCBI's taxonomy places the organism in Eukaryota, Metazoa, Chordata, Aves, Passeriformes, Passerellidae. Gene Ontology annotation, biological process: cilium assembly; protein localization to plasma membrane; endocytosis. The record is from RefSeq and is a predicted model, not a curated record.